GAGCGGCCCUGACCACAAGGAGCCAAUCAGCGGACGAAAUGCAACUACCUGUAUCCCUGACAGCCAAUGACGUUUAUUCCUUGGCACAGCCAAUGAGCGGCAUGAGGCCUUUGACCAAUCAGGCGCUGUGUCUGCUCCCCACGGCAUGACGAGAAGCCAAUGGUCUUCGGAGAAGGAUUGGUUCUGCUCAACAGCUUGUUAUUUCGUUUAUUGCUUGCAGUUCCGUGCAAGUGGGGAGUUGUAGGAGCCGAGUGUUUGUAGUGAAGACAAAUCUUCGAGCUGGAAUCCCUCAAAUAACCUUCAACGAUGAAGGCAGCGGAUGAGCCUGCCUACCUAACAGUGGGGACUGAUGUCAGUGCUAAAUACCGGGGUGCCUUCUGCGAGGCAAAGAUUAAAACCGUUAAGCGGUUGGUGAAAGUUAAGGUCACUCUGAAACAAGACAACUCGACACAACUGGUACAAGAUGACCAAGUUAAAGGGCCAUUAAGGGUUGGAGCUACAGUUGAAAUGAAAGCCCCUGAUGGAUCCUCCCAGGAAGCAGUCAUAAGUAAGCUGACAGAUGCUAGCUGGUAUACUGUGGUAUUUGACGACGGUGAUGAAAGGACCCUGAGGCGGACAUCAUUGUGUUUGAAGGGGGAAAGGCACUUUGCUGAGAGUGAGACUUUGGACCAACUUCCACUAACCAAUCCUGAGCAUUUUGGCACUCCUGUCAUUGGGAAAAAAACUAACAGGGGAAGAAGGUCGUCUCUUCCAAUGACAGAAGAUGAGAAAGAAGAAAGCAGCAGUGAAGAGGAGGAGGAUGAUUUGAAACGGAUCGGGGAUGAAUUAUUGGGAAAAGUUGUGAGAGUGAACUGCAGCACAACAAAAGAAUGUUACACUGCUGUGGUUGUUUCUCCUAGUUGCAGUGAGGAUACAUCUGUGAAAAAAGACCAGUGUUUAGUCCGAUCCUUCGCGGAUGCAAAAUUCCAUUCAGUUGCAAGAAAAGAUAUUCAAGAGCAUGACAUGGAGGCGCUAAAAUUGGAAAAUGCGGAGAUGCCAGGUAUAAAGGAAGCCAUAGCUUUUUUCAAUUCACGGACAAUACCGAGCAGCUGGAAAAUGGACAUAAGUGAAAUAUUGGAGUCUUCUAGCAGUGAUGAAGACGAUGGGGAUGCAGAGGCGAGCGAUGGCGAACGGAACAAAGAGGAUGAUGAAGCUGAGCCGGAGGUAGAAGCCGACCCAGUUGAAAGGGACAACUUCCUGCAGCAGCUUUACAAGUUUAUGGAAGACCGAGGAACCCCAAUCAACAAGCCGCCAGUAUUGGGUUACAAGGAUCUGAACCUCUUCAAGCUUUUUCGACUUGUAUUUCAUCAGGGAGGUUGUGACAAUAUUGAAAGUGGUGCUGUAUGGAAACAGAUUUAUAUGGACCUUGGCAUUCCUAUUCUGAAUUCGGCAGCAUCCUACAAUGUAAAAACAGCAUACAAAAAGUAUUUGUAUGGGUUUGAGGAAUAUUGCCGUUCUGCAGAGAUUCAGUUUAGGACUAUUCACCAUAAUGAUCCUAGACCAGUAGAGGAGAUCCCAGCAAAGGAAGAACCAAUGGAGAAUAGUGACAAAAUAGAAGACACAGAACCCCCAGUCAACACACCGAUUAAAGAAGUUGAUGACACGGAUUCAACCAGUGAGAAUGAGAAGGAUGAGACGGAAGUCAAAUCACCAAGGGGGAGGCGAAGACUUGCUUGUAACGCAGUUUCAGUCACAGAGGAUAAUGAAGAUUGUGAAAAAAGGAAAGACAACAACAAGGAGAAUAAAGAUGUGGAAGAAGAGUCGGAGUACAGCGAUGAGAAGAAGGAAAAUGACACUACUCCAGGAAGGAGGAGCUUAUCCUGCAAAUUGAAAGAAAGGAGAAGUCAGAGACUAGAAGAGUCUGAUCGGGAGUCUGAAGAGGAGGAUGAACAUUUCUGUGAUAGCAGAGACGAUACAGACCAUAAAGGAGAAAGUGAAGGAGACGAGGACUCAGAUGAUAGUAACUGUCUCACUGGCACUAAAGUGAAAGUCAAAUAUGGACGUGGUAAAACCCAGAAAAUUUAUGAAGCCAAUAUCAAGAACACAGAGGUGGAUGGAGGGGAGUUACUAUACCUGGUACACUAUUAUGGAUGGAAUGUAAGAUACGAUGAAUGGGUAAAAGCUGACAGAAUCAUCUGGCCAACAGACAAAGGUGGAACGAAAAGAAAGCAAAAGAAAAGAAUAAAAAAUAAAGAUGAGAAUGAUGAAAAAAAGGAAGAUGACAGACUCAAAAUAAAGCGAGGACGCCCUCCCUUGAAGUCAACACUGCAGACUAAUGUGGCCUGUACUAUGCCCAAGACUCCAAAUAGUGAGAAUAAGGCAGCCAGUAAACAUGUGAGAAACAGCCUGCCUGACAAUAACUUCUUGCCAAAUGGAUUAGAAGGAGCUGCACGGAGGAGGACGAGGAGGAGCUCCGGAAUGUACGAUUCUGAUAGAUGCUCUAAUGAUUCAUCAAUGUCGGAAAGCGAUUCAGAGGAGCCUAUUGAAAAGACGCCGGUAAAGGAGGUAAAGGAGGAGAUUUUACCAGAGGUUGAAAAGGAGUCUGAGCAGACGGAAAGCCUGGUUGAAACUGUUAUCGAGCAAGAAGCAGCUCCAGUUGUUUGUGCUGUAAAGGACCAGGAAACAAGCCCAGUAAACCCAGACGAGACCUUACAGCAAGAGGUAGAAGAAAGUGAACAAAUUGUUCAGAGUUACGGGAUGCAAACAGAACAAAUUGUUGAAGUCAAAGAGACAGAAAAUCUGCCAAAAAAAGGGAGAAGAAGCAAAACAAAAGAGCCUUGUGUGGAGGCCAUAAAAAGUGUUCCAGUUCCUACAGAGGACAGUGUGCUAGAACCCAAGAUAGAACCCAAAGUAGAACCUAAAGCAUUAGACUUUACAUCGUUUGCUUCCUUACAAUGUAAGGAGAUGUUCUUUAUUCCAAAGGAGUUGGAGCCUCCAAAUGAUCAACAGACGAAGGAGAAGAAAGGCUGUAAAAGAAAACCAGUGGAACAAACUUCUCCCGAAAAGAAGCAGCGAACGGAGUGUGAGCCAGAGCUACCAAUUAUAACUGCAGAGGAGAAACCGGUAGAAAGCUGUGAGGCUCUGGAACCCAUCAGCAUAAUCAAGGAAGAGCAGGUCCAGGACACAAAUGAAGAAAUGCCCUCCUUAACAUCUGAGCUUGAACACGUACAGAGCACUAGGACUGAGGAUUAUGAAAUGCCACUCAGUGAAAUCACAGGGAUCUUGUAUAAGGAAGAGCAGGAGGAUAAUAUGCCCAUGAUUGGACCAGAAACACUUGUUUGUCAUGAAGUAGACUUGGAUGAUUUUGAUGAAAAGGACAAGGUGGAGGACAUGGUAAUAGUGAAGCCAGAAACGGACACACAGACUGUACUUGCCCCCACCCUGCAGCCAGCUAUUCUCCCCCCUCAUACUUAUUCUGAGCCUUCUCCCCUUGCACUGAGCCAUGAUGAGUCUCACAGCAUUAAGAGUGAGAGUGAUAUAACCAUUGAAGUGGACAGCGUGGCGGAAGAAUCACAAGAAGGCCUUUGUGAGAGUGAAUCGGCUAAUGGCUUUGAAGCCAGCACCACAUCUAGCAACUGCAGCAUAACAGCUCAAGAAGCCGAGAUGCGGGAUAAAGGCCAUAAACGAAUUAGUGAUGGCAACAUUGGCGCACUAGCAAAGAAACAGAAGCGUACACCAAAGCGAAUAAAUACUUCUUCAAAAACGGAGAAGAAUGGAAUAGGGCAAAGUAGUGACAGUGAGGAUCUCUCUGCUGUGGACAGCGCCAGUAAAUGUUCUCCAGCUAAGAUUGUAAAUGUCCCCAAGCCUCAGAAGAUUAUAAGAUCACCAGCAAGAGUCACAUCUCCGCAUACAAAAGAUCUGGACAAGGAUAAGCAUCGAGAGAAACACCAGCACUCCUCAAGAACGUACAAAUGGACGUUACAGCUCAGUGAAUUAGAUACCAUGACUGGAGCGGAGAAGAUUGUUUUUCUCCAAGAUAAGCUGCAAGAAAUCAGGAAAUAUUAUAUGUCUUUGAAAUCUGAAGUAGCCACGAUAGACAGGAGGCGGAAAAGGUUAAAAAAGAAAGAUCGGGAAGUAUCCAAUACAGGAGCAUCUAUGUCAUCUGCGUCUUCAGAGACUGGAAUGAGCCCAUCUUCGUCCUCUCCCCCACAGAACACACUUGCUCUCGAGUGCAGGUGAUAUGCGCACUCGGUUCCACCUCAGCAGUCUGCUGCCAUGGACACUUAUUUUUCCUUUCCCCCCCAACCACACAAAAGCACUCAAUCGGUUUGACAUUGCCAAGUAGUUUAUUUUUUAUUUUAUUUUAUUUUUUUCAAAGAUCUCCUCUGCUGGAUUGCUUUUUUUUUUUUUCCCAUUUCAUGUGUCUUUUUUUUUUUUUCUUUUUUUCUUAUUAAAUAAGAUUAUGAUUUAGGAAUAGGAGACUAGCAGUCAGCGUGCCACAAUGGCAUCCUAUUUUGUUCAACGCAAAGAAAUGACACAUUUUUUAAAAUAGACAAAUGUCUGAAUAAAAUUUCAAGGAGCUCCCAGAAUAAGGAAUUCUCCCCCCCCCCCCCCCUACCUUGUGCCCAGUACAAAAAGAAAAAUACCAAGUGCAUACAAUAAACAUCGGCAUGCUAUGACUGCAGCUGCACUUUACGACAAAGCUGCAAAGUUUAGCUCCGGAUGUAUUUUUCCAGGCUUUGUUUUCGGAAGCACUUGCAAUGUACAGAACUGCCAAAGUCCAAUGUAUUCAGCAGAGUGCCCAGUUUUAAAGCUGUAAGCAAGACAAAAUAAGUUGUGAAAGGGAAUGUAGUGGACUGAAAACUACAUGAAGAAAACUAGUCUUCCACUUUUUACAGGAAUUUAGAGCACAGCAUUAUGCAACUAUUUUAAAUGUUUAUUAAUGUUUACAGUGGAAUUGUGAAUACGUUUUCAGUGGACUAUCUUAUCCCUUGACAAAUCUAUUUUGUCUUUUUUUUCUAUGUAAUUUCAGAGUUUUUAUUUUGUUACAAAAAAGACAAAAAGAAAAUAUAUGACAACAGCGAAAUUAUUUAACAAGAUUUCUAAAGCUGAAUUUUUUUUGUGUAAAAUAAGGUAUUAACUUGCAACUUGUUAAAUAUAUUUAUUCAGACAUUGGAUGUUGUAUUUUUAUGUAUUUUUUAAAAUAUUAAUAAAUAAAUAAAAAAAAAUAAAAAAUAAAAUAAGAGAAGGGUCUUAGCUUAGUUCUCUCUUCCAAUACACCUGUAGCUCUUAGCCAGGUUUGAACAUUGUGAUUGCCAAAAAAACAGGAGUUACUCCUUAAAAAAAAAAAACAAUAUUUAUUAUUCUUUUUUUUUUGGGAGAAUCCAAUCCCUGUUUUGGCAAAAUAAAAAAUCUACUCUGUGCAAACCCGGGCUUAGCAUAAUUUACUGCGUUUUGCUUUACAACACUGAAAAUAAAUUUUCUGUAUUCUUUACUCAUUUUAAAACCUCCUUGCUCCUUCCCGUUUUCAGGUAGCCCUUCUUUUUUGUACAUUUAAUAUACUGCCAAACUAAUUUUUUCUAUCCAACAUGUUGAAGAAUUUUAUCUCCAAUUGUUGCGAUGCAGCAUUACAGCAAAGAAGCGUAUACACGAGGACUGUGGUUCAUUCCAUAGGCUAAUACAUUAUGUAAAUACUUCUUUCUGAAACCUGUAUAUUUAAGAGUUUUUUUGCAUAUACAUUAUGUACAAAAGUUUUUUUAUCAAUUUUUUUAUUCAUGUUUGUACAUUAAAAAGAGGGUUUGAACCCCUUCUUCUGUGUUUAAUAUGUGUAGAAUAAUGUAGAUUUCUCUCUAGAGCAAUGUUUUCCAACCAUUCAAACAAACCGUUGUCUUAGGCAUAACCCCCACUAUUCAUAUGGUCUGAAUAUCACUGUUUGUGUGAUUGAUACAUCAUGAAUGAUUGAUUACUUUUAUGUGUUUUUUUUAUUUCACCUUCACAAGAUCAGGCUAAAUUGUUGAGAGGCUCAGACUACGGCUGGGUUGUGCAAAGAACGGCGAUCAGGAAUGGUUCUAGACUGUAUAUCAGAAACUUGUUCACAAUCGCUGAUAAUCUGAGCAAAACACUAAAAUGGGUAAUAAUUGCUAAAAUAGAGAUUUUUUUUAUUUUUUCCCUUUUAUUUUGCUGCAUUGUGAACUUGUCUGAUUGUUUCCAGCACAGAUUAAUUUACCUUCUCAGCUGCCAGAGGGGUUAUACAGAAAGUACUCCUGUAAUAUGCACUUUUUCUGUUUUUCUUAAGCAACGCAGAGUUGUGUAUGUAAACAGCGCUCAUUGAAGAGCAUCAAUAAAGGCCAUGGU
Messenger RNA from Hyla sarda, 6333 nucleotides. It is a transcript of the gene ARID4A, whose product is annotated as AT-rich interaction domain 4A. The record is from RefSeq and is a predicted model, not a curated record. Lineage: Eukaryota; Metazoa; Chordata; Amphibia; Anura; Hylidae. Gene Ontology annotation, biological process: regulation of transcription by RNA polymerase II. Gene Ontology annotation, molecular function: transcription cis-regulatory region binding. The coding region runs from base 307 to 4218 and encodes 1303 amino acids. The transcript is spliced from 25 exons. Gene Ontology annotation, cellular component: nucleus.